AGAGGCGAGCCGCAAAGCACGCGUGUCCACGAUGGCGAGCGUGCUGUCCAGGCGCCUGGGGAAGCGGUCUCUGUUGGGUGCCCGUGUCUCCGUGCCCAGCUCCUUGGUGGAUGGGAUGCUGGUGACGACUUCAAUCCCCACCUUGCAGGCAGAGCUCAGCAGGGCGUCUUCCCACCUGGUUUCGUAUGAUGACGGUCAGUGCAGAGAGCACUCAGAGGAGGGCAGCAGGGCACCUGCCUUCCCGAAUCCAAACCUGAACCUGAACCCGAACCGCCUGCAGCUCCACCCAGGACAAAAGGUUUACGUCACCUAUAACGGUCAGGAAUGCGCCAGCCUCGUCGAGCAGCAUGAUCCUGGCAGUGACGAAGUGAAGGUACUGCUCCUGGAGCAAGGACUGCACGCAUGCUGGAAGCUAGAGGAUGUGAGGGUGGCUGAGAUCCAGAGGUCACCUCCUCCUGCCCUGCCAAUGGACCAGAGCCCUACCCCCACCCCAGGACCAAGCCAGCGGUCUGUUUCUAGGAAUAUCGAUGUACCUAAGAGAAAGUCCGAUGCUGCUGUGGAAAUGGAUGAGAUGAUGGCAGCCAUGGUGCUGACGAGCUUGUCCUGCAGCCCCGUGGUGCAGAGCCCACCCACAAGCGACAGCAGCAUCCCCGCAUCCCGAGCAGCCUGUGACUCAUGGAAGGAGAGUGGUGACAUCUCAGACAGCGGCAGCAGCACCACCAGCGGGCACUGGAGUGGAGGCAGCGACAUCUCCACUCCGUCACCCCCACACCCUGAAGCCAGCCCAAAGUACUCCAGCGAGGCUUUCAGCUCCUCACAGGCUGACGAGGGCUUUGAGAUGGACUCAGAUCCCUUUCUCCUUGAUGAGCCUGCCCCACGAAAGAGAAAGAACUCCGUGAAGGUGAUGUACAAGUGCCUGUGGCCGAACUGCGGUAAAGUGCUGCGCUCCAUCGUGGGGAUCAAGCGUCAUGUCAAGACCCAGCACCUUGGGGAUGGUGCAGACUCUGACCAGAGAAGGAGGGAGGAAGACUUUUACUACACUGAAGUGCAGGUGAAAGAAGAGGCUGCUCCAGAGUCUGCCCCCCACCCCAACUCUGCAUCCUCACAUCAUCAUCCAGCAGGCUCUGGCAGCCCCAACUCUGCGUCCUCACCCAUCAUCAUCCAGCAGGCUCUGGCCAAGCCGGAGACCCUGGUGUUGGAACAGUCCACCUUGGAGUCUCACCUGCCAAGCAGUGCCCUCAGCCAGUCUGCCCCCAGCUCCUUCUGGCAUAUCCAAGCAGAUCACGCCUAUCAGGCCUUGCCAUCGAUUCAGAUUCCGGUGUCGCCACACAUAUUCACCAGCAUCAGCUGGGCUGCGGCCACCUCCACCAUCCCUUCCCUUUCCCCGGUUCGAAGCCGGUCACUGAGCUUCAGUGAACACCAGCAGCCGACGCCAAUGUUGAAGUCCCACCUGAUCGUUGCUUCUCCUCCCCGGGCACCCAGUGGCACUAGAAAAGUUCGUGGCGAAGCCAAGAAGUGCCGUAAAGUUUAUGGCAUUGAGCACCGGGACCAGUGGUGCACAGCUUGCCGAUGGAAAAAGGCCUGUCAGCGAUUUCUGGACUGAGCGCACAAACACUUCAGGGGUUUGGAAUCUCGCCCUCUCUCUCUGCUGAGAACACCCAAAGUCCGUCAUUGCUGCAACCAGGGACCUUGGAGGGAUCUCCUGCAGCUUCUGCGGAGACCUCUAGAGCUGCGUGUAAAUUCCAAGUUCUGUAUAUUGUACAUCUGCUGGGUUUAUUAUUUUUUACAUUUUCCGUGGGAUUUUUUGUUUUACAAAAGUUAAGAAAAAUCCUCCCUUUUUAUAGCAGAAAUAGUGGAGGGGAAAGAAAGGAAGCAGGCUGUUUGGUGGUCAUGAGAGAUUUUUGGCUGUCCAGGGACCAAAGAACUUCUUAUUGAUCUUCUAGGUCAUCAGUAAAGUCUCCUGAACUUUCAGGUCAAAGGUCAGGGCAAGGAGGUGAAGAGCAUCUCUUCACCUUUCUUUAGUAGCUGAAAAAGCUCGAAGUCUCAUACUCUUUAAAGGGACACUGUCAAAACGACAAUCAUAGCUUAAAAAAGAAAAUGACCAUGUGUUACCAGUAACACCUUUAAUUAAUACAUUUGAAGUUCUUACCUAUGCUGUUGGCCAUUAAUGUUGCAGUUAUUUUUUUCACCUCAGUCAGUAGGUAAAACUAGAUUGCUGUAUCUCAGGUCUGCUUUGCUUCCUGAUUUAUAUGUGUUUUGAUGCAGUUGCAGGUGGAGAAUCGCCACCAUCCUUUAACUGAAAAAAAGCAUUCAAAAGCAAAACUUAAAUAUUUCUUCUCUUCGAUUUGGUUGUUUUACCAGGAACUGUUUUGUUUACUUCUUCGAAGAACACAAAUUUUAGGUCUAGCAGUGUCCCUUUAAACUCAGGCAAAUGAUUAUUUAAAGUCAAAUACUUCUUCCUGAAAGGUCAGCAGAAAGGACUCAGAAAGGUGCUGCCUUAGCCUGGAGACAUAUGGAUUUUGUAUGGAUUUAGGCACCGAUUCAGCGAAGUGCUUAUGGCCAUGUUUAAAUCCUACCAAAAUCCCUGGGGUCUUAAGCAGAUGCUUCAUGAAAUGGGAUGGUUUGCAUGCUGGAAGUCAAGUGCAUGCUUAUAUCGUUUGCUGAAUCAGUGGCAAAACGGGGAGAUGUCGUAAAAUCCCAAAUUGUGGAGGGAAAUUGAAGCAUGUCUGAACUCUGCUUCCUGGCUUUCAUCUGUUUAUCCCAUUCAUAUUAUCUUCACAAGAUUCACAUAUUUCUGGUUUUUGCCAUGAAUAAUUUACUUGCCCUGGGAAGUAAAUUAGACCCUGAUUGCUGGAUUCUAACUUGCAGUCAUCUAAUUUAAGUGGAGUGACUCCUGAUCUGCGGGUUUAAAUGAGGGGAGUCAAGUGCCAGGAGUCUAUGCAGAAGUAGGGGGAGGGAGUGGAGGAGAAAAACCAAGGCUUGUAAAGAUGUCUCUGCUCUGGAGAAGGGCACUGCUUAUCUCACAACUAGAAGUCGGGUCUGGUUUCAUGGUUUUGGUCUUUUGUUGUUUACUCGUGACUGAUCAGCCAUUCAUAGGAAGCGCAGUGUCACUGCCAAGCAAACAGGAUGCUAGAUGCAGUGUCUCCCAUCUUCCUCGCCGUGCGGCCUGGAGCACAAAAAUCAAGGAGUUUUGUUUCAUACCUCACCAUUCUGUGUCCCGGGGGUGUUUCCAUCACCAAAUCCUGCCCUGGACAUGCUGGUGGAAGCGGGUGUAGGCUGCGACGCCGCUCGGAGGAUUCCAUUGUGUUGUUCUGGUUGAGCGCAGUGCAGGGCACAGACAUGCUCUGGCACAGUCACUAAGGAACCGUGAUUUCUUUUAACGGGGGAAGAAAUGCCUCUGUUACUAAAGCCAUUCAGGUCCCCACACUCUGGUGCAGAGACUCCUGGUGCUGUGACAUCUUGUCUAUAAAUGCGCAGUGGCAGCUACGCACGAGCCAGGCAGUCCGCUUUGUGCAUAAUUGGACGGCAGCGAGAGUUGGGGUUUUUUACGAUCAGGGUGGGGUGGGAAGGGCUGGGCGGACUUUUUGCUGCAUUUUUGAUAAUCAGAGGCCAUAAACUACAGACCUCAACCCAAGGGCAGGCAGCUAUGGCAGGAAUGAACCUGGCAUAUUUUUAAGGACCAUUUGAUUGACUAAACUUUCCUUGUAAAAGCAAAUCAUCUGACCGGGAGGGUAUUAUUUUCUCACGAGUUCACGUGAGCCCUUUUGUUAAAGGGGUGGGCGGGGCACCCAGAGGGGUUUUUAUAUAUAUUAUUGGUGCUUGUUGACCUUUUUUCGUAAUUUUGUACAUAUAUACAGUAUAUUGGUUAAACCCGGUCUUCUCUUCAGCGUUAAACUGGCGAUUGCCAAAUUGGCUUGUCAGAAACAGGAACAAAGUGAGCUCAUCUCCCUGUUUUUUUCCUAGUCUGGUAGGUCUCGCUGCCAGGUCUGGUCCAGAACAAUCAAGUUCUCUAGCUGGGAGCGUACAGCCUGAUUCAAAGUCCACUGAAGACCCUGGCGGUCUCUCUGUUGACUUCAGAGAGCUCUGGCUCAGCCUCUGUCUCAGGGAGGGCAUCCUCCAUCACCUCGGUCCCCUCCACUGCUUUGUUCUUAGUCUGCAGACCACCAUGCAGGGCUAGGAGAGUGAAAAACGCCGACUUGGAGCAGUGCGUUUUGGAAGCAGGCAAGGUGUUGGACUGAUCUGUGCAGGUCAUUGUAAAAGAAAACCCAUACGAACCAUUUAACACCUCUGCAGGACUUCACCUUUUACUAGAUUAGGAGCAAGGUUGCAGAAUUGGUUCCAGAUGUGCCCUGUCUCAGCUGCCCCAUUCGGAGAAAACCACAAAGGAUACUGUUUAUUGCAGCUGCCAUUUUAAUGAGGCAGGAUUGUUCUUCCCAGUAGGGAUGGUAUGUCUGAACCUUGUUAGGGGAAGGAUCGAAAAACCAGGCAGUUCUAAAAUAUAUUCAAUUUAUUUUCUUGCUUCUUCAUAUAAUUUAAUGGUAUUAAUCAACCAUUGCAUGAAUCCAAAGCAACUUUUAAAAAGUCUACAAAUCUCUGAAAUGCUUUGUUUUCAGGUGGACAAAGUUCUUUGGGGAGAUGUGAUGUCUUUUAUUAGACCUAGUAAAUAGUUGGAGAAAUUGUUCUGGCGGUGUUAGUGUGCUCUCCUGGGUAGAAUAGAAGCCAAAAUGCAAAAUCUGUGAAAAUGCAAAUGCGUGGCAGUAAGGUUCACAGGGAAUGGGAGACAAUGGUUGUGAGAAGGUAGUUGGAAGGGGGAGAAGGUGAUAGAAAUUGAAGAAAUUGAAAUUACUUCAAUUUCAUCCGCCAGCGGCAGCAUCCGGGUUAUUUAUAAAUUCUUUAUUCCAGGCACCCGGGGCCCAAUCUUGUAGUCUUUUCUUAACUCAGUGCCCCUUCCCCUCUUUUGUCUUCAUGACUACAGUAGGCCUCUUCAGGAGAGAAAUACCAGGAGGGUCACUCAUGUGUAAUUCUAAUUUUGAGCUAUCAGCUUGUCCCCGAUUAGAGACAGCUGUAGUUUACACUACAGUGUUUAUUUCAAGAUAGUAGCUAUGUCCUUUCCACCGCAUAGGUUAAAUUACAAAAGAAAGCCCAUUGUCAGAUUCCUCAUGGCCUAUUCCAGUGGUUCUCAACCUUUUCAGGACAGGGCACCCCUUCACCAUUUUGUGAUAUGGUGGCAUCCCUGGUUGUUGAUCCUGCUUCAGCUUACUUCAGUGCUUCACAGCGGGGUUCGGCUGCCUCCAGAUAAAAUUGCCCCGUGCCUGCUGCACAGCCAGACCACAAGGAGCUGUGGCAGGGAUGUACGCUCCUGCUGCAUUAGGGCUCUGAUCGGCCUAAAGCAGGGAAGAGCUGCCUUGUGCUUUCUCCAGUCGAUACCCUCCUGCACGCCUCCCAAAAACAGGUCACGAGUAGAACUGUCUUCGUUGCAGCAGCCCUGAGAACCACUGAUCUCUGCUCUAUAGACACAGGCCAGGCCUGCAAAUUCAUCGUGUUUCCUUCAUUAACAUUAUAGAAAGAUAAAAGCUGACUAGACUCAUUGCCUGAAAUCCAAAUUCUGUUAACUAUUUCUCAGUUCCCUGUGUCGCCUGUCUCAGUUUUGGCAGCGAAAGGAGUGCCUCGUUCUUAUUUUUCGGUCUGGUAUCUGUCUAUCUAAGAUACGUAAAACCCCAAGUUACUGUACUAUCUGAAUGCCUUGCAAUCUUUUAAGACAUACAAAAAAAUAGAGCUCUUGGUUCCAAAAUGAUACCUUUUAUUGGAUCAACUGGAAAAUGGCAAGAAAAUUGUCCUUUUCUGCAAGCUUUCGGGAUCAAAGUCCCUUCGUCAGGCUCUGGGAAAAGUGAAGAUGGUACAAGAUGGUAAAAAGUCCCCGUAGGUAGGAACUAAACUUCAUUUUUGCACAGAGGGAGCUGAAGAUGGAAGUCUGUCCCUCUGGGUCUUUGUGAGCUGCGUUGAGUAGCUCUUGGAUGUGUUGAUCAGGUAGAAUUCCUUCCCUGGAGGUGUCGGAUGGCAGGCAGGGAGGCAAAAAAAACUUCCUUGUUCUGCAAUGAAGUUUAAAAUCCAAAAUCGACUAAAAUUCGGCAUCUCCCAUGUUUCAGAGGUGUACUUGGUAGCCGUGUUGGUCUGAGACAAGGUAUUGAGUCUCACAGUGCCCCACAGGAAGGGUAGUACUGUUCCUAUAUUGCAAACAGAGAGGUGAGGCAAA
Molecule: messenger RNA, 6253 nt
Organism: Alligator sinensis (Chinese alligator)
Lineage: Eukaryota; Metazoa; Chordata; Crocodylia; Alligatoridae
Gene: ZNF395
Product: zinc finger protein 395
Biological process (GO): regulation of transcription by RNA polymerase II
Cellular component (GO): nucleus
Molecular function (GO): DNA-binding transcription factor activity; RNA polymerase II cis-regulatory region sequence-specific DNA binding
Source: RefSeq, a predicted model, not a curated record